Messenger RNA from Ostrinia furnacalis (Asian corn borer), 1449 nucleotides. Its product is annotated as zinc finger CCHC domain-containing protein 10. Gene Ontology annotation, molecular function: nucleic acid binding; zinc ion binding. The record is from RefSeq and is a predicted model, not a curated record. The coding region runs from base 186 to 593 and encodes 135 amino acids. NCBI's taxonomy places the organism in Eukaryota, Metazoa, Arthropoda, Insecta, Lepidoptera, Crambidae. The transcript is spliced from 3 exons.
UUCUUCAGCUGUCAAUUUGUGUUUGGAUGGAGAUUGCGAUUUUGCUUUUUGCGACGAAAUCAAAUAAUCAUUUGCAUUUCAAGAGCAAUUCAAGCAAGUUGUGUUUACGAACCCAUUGCCACGAGUUCUUAACUACCCUCAAGAUUUGAUUGACUUCAACCCGAGCUCUCUACUUGGAAAUCAGCAUGACUCUGGGAACUUACAACAGGCAUCAGGCUAUGAGGAAGAAGCAAGCUGCACUAGCGGCGGCAUUUCCUCAAGGCAUCAGAUGCCAAAAGUGCCUUCAAUAUGGGCACUGGAGCUACGAAUGUAAAGGGAAACGCAAAAUUCUGGUGCGGCCGUCUCGCACACAAGUCAUGAAGAAGAAUUUGAAGGGCAAGGAUGAAGGCCAGUGCAGCAAUGGAGCCUGCAAAAUCCCUAAAAAGAAGAAACGUGAGGAAUCAGACUGUUCAGACUGCUCCGACAAUGGCUCCUCAUCCGACAGUUCGUCAGAGUCAUCAUCGGACAGUUCGGAUUCUUCCAGCAGCAGCAGCAGCGAUUCCGAGAGCGACAGCGAGGGCAGCAGCGACUCUGGCUCAUGUAGCGACUGUUAAACAGUCACAUUUAUGUAAGGAUUACUAUGCACUUGUUAUAAGUAGGCUUACCAACCGACUAACUGUUUCGUCUAGUCUUCUAAUUGAUUGUUUAAAAUAUAAAUUUUUUCAAACUCCUGAGAGGUAGUGUUGUAAAAGUUGGUAAUCCUAUUUAUCAGUAUUUAGGUGAACUUAUAUAAGAAUCUGAAAAUCCAGUGUAGUCUUAGUAAUUCUGUGCAUCUAAAUAUCUUGCUGUCCUAUGCUAAACACAAAUGGAUUAUUUUUUUAUUUGAUUGCUCACAGGUUUGACUAAAUGCUGGACAUUUGAGGCUGACAUGCAUUAUUAAUUUUUUUUAUUAGCUCGAGACAUUAUUGCGUUUCAACAUUCAAGAUAAAAAUGUGGGUACUUUUAAUUUAUUAUAACUUUGUUGCUUGGACAUUGUUCGUUCAUUCAUGAUAACCUUUUAAACCUGGUGGCAAUUAUUAUAUCAUUGUAAUUUUGUAUGUGAUUGUAUUUUGUUACCUGAUUGCUAAUAAACAAUGUAUUUGUGAACUUGAUAUGAUUUUAGUUAACUGUAAAAUUGUUAAAACUUUACUAUAAGUUGUUUAUUGGUAAGAUGGUAUGUGUAACUUUAGGGUAUGUAUUUUUAUUUUAGAAUGUAUGUAUAGGAUAUUCAAUUUCAAUAAAUGACUUAAUAUUCGAGUGAAUUUAAUGAGUUUUAUAACACAAUAUUAUUGACAUUAAAUGUUAGUGUACUGUUGUUUUAUGCUUUGUAAAAAAACUUGCUGAUUCAAAUAGGUUAGUGUCGUAGACAUGUACUAGAACGUCUUAGUUUAUAGUUUUAUGUAAUGCAAAAUAAUAUUUUAUAAUAAGACU